Myotis daubentonii (Daubenton's bat) is the source of this 1318-nucleotide messenger RNA. It is a transcript of the gene PDCD10, whose product is annotated as programmed cell death 10. Gene Ontology annotation, molecular function: protein kinase binding. Gene Ontology annotation, biological process: regulation of Golgi organization; positive regulation of MAP kinase activity. The record is from RefSeq and is a predicted model, not a curated record. Gene Ontology annotation, cellular component: FAR/SIP/STRIPAK complex. NCBI's taxonomy places the organism in Eukaryota, Metazoa, Chordata, Mammalia, Chiroptera, Vespertilionidae.
ACGAGUCCCCAUAGGCCCUUGCGCGACUCCGGCUGGGCAGGAUUCCGGACAACGCCUGGUUCCUCUCGGGUCCUUCCGGCGUCGCCGGAGUGAAUUGAUCCGGGAGUUGAAGAGGGCUCGAAGGUGGGAAGUGAAGUCAGUGCCUCAGUGGCCGGUCAAUAUAUGUUUUGUGACCUAUUCUUUUAUCACAAAAAAAGAGAGAAGAAAUACUGCAGUGAAUGAAGAUUCCUCUGCAUUUUAGCACUGCUUUUUCUACUGUAGUUGGCUUUUGAAUGAGGAUGACAAUGGAAGAGAUGAAGAAUGAAGCUGAGACCACUUCCAUGGUUUCUAUGCCUCUCUAUGCAGUCAUGUAUCCUGUGUUUAACGAGCUAGAACGAGUAAAUCUGUCUGCAGCUCAGACACUGAGAGCAGCUUUCAUUAAGGCUGAAAAAGAAAAUCCAGGACUCACACAAGACAUCAUAAUGAAAAUUUUAGAGAAAAAAAGUGUAGAAGUUAACUUCACAGAAUCACUUCUUCGAAUGGCAGCUGAUGAUGUAGAAGAAUAUAUGAUUGAACGACCAGAGCCAGAAUUCCAAGACCUAAACGAAAAGGCACGGGCACUUAAACAGAUUCUCAGUAAGAUCCCAGAUGAGAUCAAUGACAGGGUGAGGUUUCUGCAGACAAUCAAGGAUAUUGCUAGUGCAAUAAAAGAACUUCUUGAUACAGUGAAUAAUGUCUUCAAGAAAUAUCAAUACCAGAACCGCAGGGCACUUGAACACCAAAAGAAAGAAUUUGUAAAAUACUCCAAAAGUUUCAGUGAUACUCUGAAAACCUAUUUUAAAGAUGGCAAGGCAAUAAAUGUGUUCAUGAGUGCCAACCGACUAAUUCAUCAAACCAACUUGAUACUUCAGACCUUCAAAACUGUGGCCUGAAAGUUGUAUAUGUUAAGAGAUGUACUUCUCAGUGGCAGUAUUGAACUGCCUUUAUCUGUAAAUUUUAAAGUUUGACUGUAUAAAUUAUCAGUCCCUCCUGAAGGGAUCUAAUCCAGGAUGUUGAAUGGGAUUAUUGCCAUCUUACACCAUAUUUUUGUAAAAUGUAGCUUAAUCAUAAUCUCACACUGAAGAUUUUGCAUCACUUUUGCUAUUAUCAUUCUUUUAAGAAUUAUAAGCCAAAAGAAUUUACGCCUUAAUGUGUCAUUAUAUAACAUUCCUUAAAAGAAUUGUAAAUAUUGGUGUUUGUUUCUGACAUUUUAACUUGAAAGCGAUAUGCUGCAAGAUAAUGUAUUUAACAAUAUUUGGUGGCAAAUAUUCAAUAAAUAGUUUACAUCUGUUAAACAUUU